Messenger RNA from Eurypyga helias (sunbittern), 1889 nucleotides. RefSeq names its product gametogenetin binding protein 2 (gene GGNBP2). The transcript has 8 exons. The coding region runs from base 336 to 1421 and encodes 361 amino acids. NCBI's taxonomy places the organism in Eukaryota, Metazoa, Chordata, Aves, Eurypygiformes, Eurypygidae. Gene Ontology annotation, cellular component: nucleus; cytoplasm. The record is from RefSeq and is a predicted model, not a curated record.
GGUUUUGCACUGACUGCAAAAAUAAAGUACUUCGGGCGUACAAUAUUCUUACUGGGGAGCUAGACUGCAGCAAGGAGAAGGGCUACUGCGCUGCCCUUUACGAGGGCUUGCGUUGCUGUCCCCAGGAACGUCACAUACACGUAUGCUGUGAAACAGAUUUCAUCGCACACCUCUUGGGUCGGGCUGAACCGGAGUUUGCAGGAGGACGGAGAGAAAGGCAUGCUAAGACAAUAGACAUAGCCCAAGAAGAAGUUUUGACCUGCCUGGGUAUUCACCUUUAUGAAAGAUUACACAGAAUCUGGCAAAAGUUGCGGGCUGAGGAACAAACGUGGCAGAUGCUUUUUUACCUGGGCGUUGAUGCUUUACACAAAAGCUUUGAGAUGGCUGUGGAAAAAGUGCAGGGUAUUAGUCGAUUGGAACAGCUCUGUGAAGAGUUUUCACAAGAAGAAAGAGUGCGAGAGCUUAAACAAGAGAAGAAGCGCCAAAAACGGAAGAACAGACGGAAAAAUAAGUAUGCGUGUGAGAUCCCUACUCCCUUGCAGGCAACGGAAGAGAAGGAAAUGAAUCAAUCAAAGGAAAAUUCGAACUUCACAGAAGGUAGUUGCAAAGCCUGUAGUAGCACCAAAGAAGCUGACAGUUGUGUAGAAGUAAUUGUCACAAAUGAAAGCACUUCUUGCACUUGUCCAAGCAGUGGUACCCUAUUAGGUUCACCUAAAAUUAAGAAAGGUUUACUGCCGCACUGUAACGGCAGCGACUGGGGCUAUUCAUCCAGCAUGGAGGGCAGCGAGAUAGGAUCUCGAGAGGGAUCGGACGUGGCCUGCACUGAGGGCAUCUGCAACCACGAUGAAAACGACGAUUCGUGCGUCCAUUGCUGUGACGACAAAGAGGAGGAUGGAGAUAGCUGUUUGGAAUGUUGGGCUAAUUCUGAAGAGAAUAACACAAAAGGCAAAAACAAAAAGAAGAAAAAGAAAAGUAAAACUUUGAAGUGUGAGAAUGAACAUAUUCAGAGACUUGGAAGCUGUAUGGCAGACCCAGGUAACAGAGAGACCUCAGGAAAUAUCAUGCACACAGAGUUUCAUCACAGCAAGACCAAAGACACACAUGCUGAAAGCUGCUGUAGCUCAGAAAAAAGUGGGCAGCAGUUGCCUGCGUUUGAGGACAUGAAAAAUGUGUCACAGUUUGCAAAACGUACAGAAAUGUCACUUGUUCCCAGUACUGGAAAAGUUUACAAGAGCUUAGUGGAACUCCUUGAAGAGUCUGAAUGCACUUCUGAUGAGGAAAUCUUUAUCUCACAAGAUGAAAUAGAGUCCUUUAUGGCAAAACACAAGUCUUUUUACAGCAAUAGAGAAAAAUACCGACAGCAGCUGAAGGAGAACUUUAUUAAAUACUGCCGCUUACAUGAACAAGGGGCCCAUUUGUAGCGGUUGGUUGACAACGGCUGGAAUGAACUAAAUAAAAUAAAAUAGCUCUGUCUUUCACUGAAAUUCUCAAGAUGACUACUGCGCCUUCUCUUUCAAAAACUUAAUUUAGUGACUUUAUGGCAAAGUUUUAUCUUAAAUUAAUGUGAUUCUUUUCUUGGUUUUUUGGGGAGUCUGGUGGAGGUGACUUCAUUAAUUUUGUUCUUUCUUCAGGCUUGUAUCUUUAGUUGAGUAGCUGUGCAAGCCUCUCAUAAUUUAAGCCAUCUCUUUUCAUUAAAUGUUUCUCUUACUGUAAGACUUACAAAAAGCAAACUAGUGGCAAAGUAAUGUUGUACCUGUUAUUCUGUACAGAAUGACAAUGAGCUGAAUAUAAGAUUUUACAGAGUAGACAUCCAUUUGCAAAAUGUUUUGGAUGUAAUAUGUUAAAGCGCAAUGUGCAAAAUUUAAAUAAAGAAUAUUUAUUAAUAUGCA